This is a messenger RNA of Branchiostoma belcheri (Belcher's lancelet), 1925 nucleotides long. RefSeq names its product carboxylesterase 5A-like. Lineage: Eukaryota; Metazoa; Chordata; Leptocardii; Amphioxiformes; Branchiostomatidae. Bases 22 to 1815 code for a protein of 597 amino acids. The record is from RefSeq and is a predicted model, not a curated record. The transcript is spliced from 10 exons.
UACACAUUCGUUGCCCGUACGAUGAGAGAUAAGAUGGUCAGACGUGCAGGUAAAACCUUAGGAAUCAGAGAGCUGGUCGUUUUGGCUGUGCUGGUGCCACUACUGGGUCUGACAGACGGAGUUGUUGUCACCACCACGUAUGGUGACUUGAAUGGCGUGGAGUUCCUGACCUCGACCAUAGGGGACGCUGUGUUUGACCGGAUCUACACGUUCAAGGGCAUUCCUUACGCCGCCCCACCUGUAGGGGACCUCAGAUGGCGCCCUCCGCAGGACCCGGCCGGCUGGACCGGCGUUCGGGACGCCUCGCAGUUCGGCAACCGGUGUCCGCAGGUCGUCGACAUUGAGGGGCCGCCAGGUACACUUCUGUACGAAAUCACCAGGUGGCGCAGCAACAGCAGCAGUGAGGACUGCCUGUUCCUGAACGUCUUCACGCCAAACGUGUCGUCCACUGCGAAUCUGCCGGUCAUGCUGUGGUUACACGGUGGAGGUAUGGGCAUAGGAAGCGCCGACACCUACCCUGCCGAGAUCCCCACGUCACUCAAUAACGUCGUCAUGGUAACCAUCAACUAUCGCCUUGGUAACCUGGGCUUCCUGCCAACCAGAGACCCCGAUACUGACGGGAACGUCGGGCUCCUAGACAUGAAAAAAGCCCUCCAGUGGGUUCAAUCCAACAUCCGGAACUUCGGAGGAGAUCCCGACCGAGUCACCGUCUUCGGUCAGUCCGGGGGAGGCUGGGCCGUGUCCCUGCUCGUCAUGUCCCCGGAGACACGCGGCCUGUACCGCCGGGCCAUCUCUCAGAGCGGCGUGGCAGGGAUCAAGACCAGCCGCAGGGGCGACACCACAAAAACUGAAGCGCUCGCUGCGGCGGUCAACUGUACUGCAGCGUCCUUCGAUGACAUGAUCGUGUGUCUGAGAGGCAAACCAGCACAGGAAUUAUUGACGUUUGAACCAUCAGUUCCGAUAGUUGGCGGCCGUUUUCUACCAGACAAUCUAUGGGAUAUGAUGCACAAGAAGCAGGUAAACGAGGUUGACUACCUUCUGGGCACAAACAACGACGACGGCUACGGGCUGCUGGCUGCAACCCCGCAAGUGACUGCUGACGGCCUCAACAGGACUGAUUUCGAGGCUAUAUUACCGGCUCAACUGGCAUACGUUGCCGACCAAUAUCCCGGUGGCAAUGUCAGCUCCAUCGUGCAGCCUACGAUAGACCAGUACAUCCGGGACACCAACAUGGCGGACGACCCGAUUUACAUACGUGGCCAGGCCAUCCAGCUGAUGACAGACUCGUGGUUCACGGCACCGACUGUGCUGAUGGCUCAGGCGGUGUCAGCGCACGACACUCGGGUGUACCAGUACGAGUUCCAGCGCCGCUCGGCAGUGUUUGCGGACAGACCGCCCUACACGAACGCCGACCACGGGGACGAGCUGUACUACACGUUCGGGAUCCCCUUCCUUCGUGACGACACUGGGACCUCCUGGAAGUACGGCUUCACGGAGGAGGAACGGGACCUGAGUCUGGACAUGAUGACGUACUGGGUCAACUUCGCCGCCAAUGGAGACCCCAAUAACUCGUCGGGGUCAUCGCGCAUGCGUGACCUAGUGAACUGGCCACGCUACAUGACGUCAUCCCAAGCCUACCUGAAGCUGGACGUGACGUCAUCUUCUGACGUCAGACUGCGGGAGUCCAACAUGAAGUUCUGGAAUGAGGAGGUGCCGAGGUUCAUGGGAAAAGAAAUCACCACUGGUGAAGCGGAGAAAUCUACCUGCAGCUUUUUGCUUGUAGCAUUGUCACUUGUAGUAUAUUUCUUACAGUAGGGGCGACCCGAUGUACCUGACUCAAAAGGAGUGCACUCUACUACUAUACUACUACUAUACUACUACUACUACUACUACUACUACUACUACUACUACUAGUAUACUACUAC